AUGAGCGAAAAGAAGAGCGGAUCGUUGACAGCUUUCUGUAAUGCGGCGCGGAGACGUGCUUCUUCCUUCAGAAGCAAUGGCCCUUCCGCCAGCGAUCCCCCUCCCGUCGAGAAUUCAGCGCCGCCCCCUGCCUACACGCGAACGCCGCCCGUCGAGGUGCCGAUGACGUCCGUCAGCAUGCCAGCUAUUCCCGCUAUGCCCGCCAUCAUGCCGGUGGCGUCUCCCGCUUACACGCCUGUCUCUGGCGACGACGACGAGCACGCCUUCCUCGCCAAGUUCGACACCGUCUUUCUCAUCGACGACUCAGGCUCAAUGGCCCACCCAAGCCGCCCCGGGGCACAGGCCAGCCGUUGGGAUGAAGUCAAAAGCUUGCUGUGUGCCGUAGCGCCCAUCUGCACCAAGUACGACAAGGACGGCAUAGACAUUUACUUUCUCAACCACAGGAGCCCCUCACGGUCUUUUGGCACCCAUCAGGGCGGAUACUCCAAUGUGUGCAGCGCCAAACAAGUAAUGAGCAUCUUUCAAGGUAUCGGUUACCCAAGUGGCUGGACGCCGACGGGCGAGCGCCUCGAUGAUAUCCUGUCUCCGUACAUGGAAAAGGUGCGGGCUGCGGCAACCAGCAGCCAAGGUUUUAGCAAAGUCAAACCGCUCAACGUCAUCGUCAUCACCGACGGCCGGCCCUCGGACGACCCGACCGGCGUGCUGAUGAACGUCGCAAGGGAGCUGACGCGGCUGCACGCGCCGGCGUCGCAGCUCGGCGUCCAGUUCUUCCAGGUCGGCACGGAUGCGAAGGCGCGCGAAGCGCUGGCCCAAUUAGAUGAUGGCCUGGUGGAGGAGGCCGGAAGAGACAUUGUCGACGCCGUGACAUGGGACAACGGCGUGGGCACCCUGACGGCAGACGGUGUCUUGAAGGUCGUGCUAGGUGCUGUCAAUAAGAGGCUGGACCGGAAGCCCAUGGCGGGGAACCAGGCUAGAAGAUGA
Cordyceps fumosorosea ARSEF 2679 is the source of this 981-nucleotide messenger RNA. RefSeq names its product von Willebrand factor, type A. The transcript is spliced from 2 exons. Lineage: Eukaryota; Fungi; Ascomycota; Sordariomycetes; Hypocreales; Cordycipitaceae. Bases 1 to 981 code for a protein of 326 amino acids. The record is from RefSeq and is a predicted model, not a curated record.